Messenger RNA from Lactuca sativa (garden lettuce), 1241 nucleotides. RefSeq names its product transcription factor DIVARICATA. Gene Ontology annotation, molecular function: DNA binding. The record is from RefSeq and is a predicted model, not a curated record. NCBI's taxonomy places the organism in Eukaryota, Viridiplantae, Streptophyta, Magnoliopsida, Asterales, Asteraceae.
CAAUUCACAUCUCUCCCCCCCUUUCAAUCAAGUACAGUUUUCUUGCUGACAAACUUGGAUUCACUUCUUUAAGCUCACUCACUCCAAUUCUCCCUACUCCUAUAAUUCUCUCCUUUUUCUCGUUUCAUUAUAAGGUAUUCUUCAAACCUUUUUAUUUCACGUGGCGCAUCACUUAAAUGCUUGUUUAUCAAAUUUAAAUCUUGUUUCGAGAAUGGAUGAAAUUGUGUCUCGAUCUUCGUAUUUCAUGGGUUCGACGAUGUUCUUCGAGGAUACGGAAAAGACGAAAUGGACCCCGGAAGAGAAUAAACGGUUUGAAGAUGCAUUAGCUCUGUUCGAUAAAGAAACCCCCGACAGGUGGCAGAAUGUGGCGCGUUUGAUUCCGGGGAAAAGUGUGAGUGAUGUGAUGCAUCAGUAUAGGAAAUUGGAAGAAGAUAUUAGUGAGAUUGAAGCAGGGUUGUUGGUUGUGCCUGGGUAUAGUUGUAGUGAUGCUAAUGCUAUGACACUUGAAUGGGUGGUGGAUAAUCACCCUCAGUUUUAUAGUCAUGGAGGAAAGAGAAGUAGGCUUCCUGAUCAGGAAAAGAAAAAAGGAAUUCCGUGGACAGAAGAAGAACACAGACAAUUUCUUUUGGGGUUGAAAAAGUAUGGUAAAGGGGAUUGGAGAAAUAUCUCACGCAAUUUUGUGACAACAAGAACACCCACCCAAGUUGCUAGUCAUGCUCAAAAGUACUUCAUUCGCCAGCUGUCAGGAGGAAAAGAUAAAAGAAGGUCAAGCAUUCACGACAUCACCACAGUGCACCUUAACGACCCCACAAAGUUACCGGAAAGUGACACAUGUCCAAAACCAGGUGAAUGCACCACCAUGGUAACACCACCACCAAAACCUCACCUCCACCACCACCCCACCACAAACCACCAUAUGGAAAAAGCAUUGUACCAAUGGAGCCACCCUAAUGGUGGUGGUAUAAUGAUGGCACCACUUCACGGAAGCUCAUCUUAUGGGCCUCAAUAUGGACACUUGGGUACGGUUUUUCAAGGGAACUAUUAAACUUGCGUGAGAUUUUAUUAAUUAUGGGUUUUAACAUUGUUGGAAAAAUGGGCAUUAGCAUCCGAUUAUUUGUUGCUAAUUUGUCGAUAAUUUGUAAUUUGUCGAUAAUUCGUCUGAUGCCAGAUUUUCUAGCAGUGUAAGUAACUACGAGAGUUUAUUAAAGUUUGUAGGAUGAAAACGUGAUUACAAUGAUCCA